Molecule: messenger RNA, 864 nt
Organism: Rotaria sordida
Lineage: Eukaryota; Metazoa; Rotifera; Eurotatoria; Philodinida; Philodinidae
Source: the annotation of a GenBank genome assembly
AUGACUUCAUUCAACAAUGAUGAAUUUAGAUGUCCUCUAAAGGAUGGAUUUAAAAUAUUAAAAAAAGACAUUGGUUCAUUACCACUUAAUCGAGCCAUACGUGAUUUAGUAGAAUCAUAUGUUUCAACUCAACGUUCAAAUCUGUGUACUAAUUGCAAGUUGGCUGUAGCUGAGUAUAAAUGUGACACAUAUCACAGACAUGCAUCGAAAGAUGAUGUGGCAAAAGAAUUAGAAACACAGAUAAACACUUACUUACAAGCUAUUCAAUCAGCUUUAGAAUACAGACAUAAUCAAGCAGACAUAUUAAUAAAUGUAAUUGAUAGUGAUUGCAAAUAUAGUAGAUUAAAGAUUGCGGAAGCUAUGACUUUAUUACGUGAAAUUAUUGAUAGGCAUGAGAAGACAGUAUUACAACAGAUUUCGACUAUUGAACAAGAACAAAAGAAACAACUUGAAGAUUAUAAAAAUCCAUUAAAAAAUGAAUUACACAAUUUGAACAUACAAAAAGCAACUUUUGAAAUGCUUAUCACAAGCAACAAUUCUACAAAACUACUACAAAUGAAUAAGAAAUUUGAUGAUUAUAUGAAUAAAACAAAUGCGACACUAAUAUCAUUUCGAAUACCAACUAGAACUGAGUAUCAUUUAGAAGGACUUGAUCAAUUUCAAAUUUUAAAGCAGAAAAUUGAACAAUAUGGACGAUAUGUUGAAAUUCCACCUUAUCACAACUCAGAACUUGAGCAAUUUAUUGCUGAAAAUCGAACAAAGCAAAAAUUCGAUUUAACUGGUCGAAAUUUAAGCGAUUUAGAUAUGAAAAUUGUGGCGGAUGUCUUAAAAGAAAGCACGGUAAGUAAACAUGGCUUCGGUUGA